AUGGCAACCGAUGAUGUAGUGAAGGCGGCGGAAGGCUUAAUCGAAGGCAUUGAUUCUGUCGAACUGGAAGAGUGGUUUGAGUCUCUGGAAGACGUCCUCCAUCGAUAUGGACCCGAAAAAACUCAACAGCUCCUGGUUCAACUGCGAGAGCGAGCCUAUCACCGCGGCGUCAUGAUGCCCUUCAAAGCAACGACGCCCUACGUCAACACGAUUCCGAUCGAGGAGCAACCUCGGUUCCCCGGCAACAUGGAGUUGGAAAGGCGGAUCAAAUCAAUCAUUCGCUGGAACGCUAUGGCGAUGGUCGUUCGAGCCAACAAGAAGACCAAUGAUUUUGGUGCCGUUGGUGGUCACAUCUCGACUUAUGCCUCGUCAGCCACCUUAUAUGAGGUUGGCUACAACCAUUUCUUCCAUGCUCGAAAUGCAGACCACACCGGUGACAUGGUCUACUUCCAGGGGCAUGCUUCUCCCGGGAUGUACUCCCGCGCCUUUGUCGAAGGUCGUUUGGACGAAAGCCAUCUUGAGCAUUUCCGACAAGAGAACGUCCGCGGGACUGGCCUCUCUUCCUAUCCACACCCGUGGCUGAUGCCAGAUUUCUGGCAGUUCCCAACUGUUUCUAUGGGACUUGGCCCCAUUUGCUCGAUCUAUCACGCACGCUUCUUGCGUUACAUGCAACAUCGAGGUUUGCUUGACACAUCCAAAUCACGUGUUUGGGCGUUCCUAGGUGAUGGUGAAAUAGAUGAACCAGAAUCGCUGGGAGCAAUCACACUCGCUUCUCGAGAGAACCUUGACAACUUAACUUGGGUCGUGAACUGUAACCUACAGCGACUCGACGGUCCCGUUCGCGGUAACGGUAAGAUCAUUCAGGAAUUGGAAGGUGCCUUUCGUGGUGCGGGCUGGAACUGCAUCAAAGUUGUUUGGGGUGGGGAGUGGGACAGCCUCUUUGCUCGCGACUACAACGGCAAACUGACCAAGCGACUCGGUGAGAUCAUCGAUGGUCAGUAUCAGAAAUAUUCCUGCUCGACAGGGGAUUAUAUUCGUGACCACUUCUUUAAUGAUCCCGAACUUCAGGAACUUGUCGAUCAUCUCAGCGAUGAACAACUAGAAAAACUUCGUCGUGGUGGACAUGACCCAGAGAAGGUCUUCGCCGCUUACCAUUCUGCCGUCCACCAUAAAGGAGCUCCGACCGUCAUUCUGGCAAAGACCAUCAAGGGCUACGGUCUCGGUGAAGCGGGCGAAGGUCGUAUGAUCGCUCACAACACCAAGAAAAUGAACAACGAGGAACUGCAUUCGUUUCGAGAGAGGUUCAACAUUCCGAUCGACAAAGACGAUGUUGAAAAAAUGCCGUUCUAUCGACCAGAGGAAGGCAGCCCAGAGAUGGCCUAUCUCAAGUCACGCCGAGAACAACUCGGUGGAGCUCUUCCAGCACGCAAGCCAACAGACGAGCGGCUUGACGUUCCAUCUUUAGAGGACAAAUCCUUUAAGCGGCAACUCGCUGGAACCGGUGGUAAGGGUGCCGUUUCCACAACCCAGGCCUACGGAGCGAUUUUGCAGAAUCUAAUGCGACACAAGAGCAUUGGCCUGCAACACGAAGAUGGUCAUUCACAUGUUAUGGCUGCCACCGUUCCUAACCUUUUGGCAUACGAUCCGGCCUUUGCUUACGAGUUGUGUGUCAUCAUUCAGGAUGGUCUGCGCCGUAUGUAUGCUGAAGGGGAAGAAAUUUUCUACUACCUUUCUGUGUACAAUGAAAACUAUGAGAUGCCUGCCAUGCCUGAGGGCGAAGGUGUUGCGGAGGGAAUCCUGAAAGGGAUGUACAAAUUCCAAAGUACGAACUCAGGGGAAGGUCAGCAGAAACGUCCUCAGUUGUUCGGCUCAGGCACCAUUCUCAAUGAAGUGCUGCGAGGACAGUCGAUCCUCGAAGAGAAAUACGGCAUCGGCACGGACGUCUGGAGUGUCACCAGCUACAGCGAGUUGUGCCGUGAAUCGAUGUCAGCCGACCGCUGGAACUGGCUGCAUCCGAAUGACGAGCCACGCAAGUCGCACCUGCAAACAUCCCUGGAGGGAAUUGACGGUCCAUUUAUCUCAUCCAGCGAUAAUAUUCGCAUGGUCGCUGACCAGAUUCGUGAAUGGGUUCCGGGCCAGUAUACCGUUCUCGGGACCGAUGGUUUCGGCCGCAGCGACACACGUCCUGUGCUCCGUCGGCACUUCGAAGUCGAUGCAGAGUGUGUCGUUUACGCGACUUUGCAUGCAUUGGCCGAAGAGGGCCAGUUCGAUGCUGCCAAACUGCCAGAGGCCGCACAGAGUGCGAAUUAUCCCUUCUGUACUAUCGAACCGAAUGAGGGGAUCGUGAAUGUCCCCGAUCCACGUGUCGAUACCAUUGCAGGUUAUUUCAACCCGCAAAAAGUCAUUCACGCUGCUCUCAAGCUCGUUGAUAUUGCAGGAAUCGUCAAAGGAGCCAGUGAAGGAGAAGGCUUGGGAAAUAAGUUUCUCAGCCACAUUCGUGAAGUGGAUGCGAUUAUUCAGGUCGUUCGCUGUUUUGAGGAUGAUGAUAUCACGCAUGUCUCGGGAAAGGUUGAUCCCGUGAACGAUAUCGACAUCAUUGAAACGGAGCUGAUGCUGGCCGAUAUGCAAUCGCUGGAUAAUGCGAUUGGAAAAGCACAGCGAACUGCGAGAAGUGGUGAUGCCGAUGCCAAGAAGCGUGUCGCUGUCGUACAGAAAUGCCAGGCUCAACUGGAGAGCGAACAACCACUGCGUAAGCUGGAGUUGGAUAAAGAAGAAGCCAAGAUUGUCAAUGGAUAUGGUCUGCUGACAGCAAAACCUGUAUUGUAUGUCGCCAAUGUUGAAGAGAAUGAUUUACUGGGCGAAGGGCCACUUGUGCAGCAGUUGCGUGAGUUCGCUGCCAAGACAGGUGCUGAUGUUGUUCCUGUUUGUGCCAAGUUGGAAGCAGAAAUUGCUGAGUUAGACGAAGCGGAUCGGAAUGAGAUGCUGGAGUCCGUGGGCCUGGAGGAACCAGCGUUAGCAGUUCUGGCCCGUGCGGCUUACCAUACUCUGGGACUUCAAAGCUAUUUCACAGCUGGUGAGAAAGAAGUCCGCGCCUGGACCAUCCCGAUAGGAGCCACCGGUCCGCAAGCUGCGGGAGUGAUCCACACCGACUUCGAAAAAGGCUUCAUCCGUGUCGAAGUCUAUUGCCUGGAAGACCUGGAAGAACACAAGAAAGAAUCCGCCAUACGUCAGGCCGGGAAAUUACGCGUUGAAGGCAAAGACUACGUGAUGCAAGAUGGUGACAUCUGUCACUUUCUAUUCAAUAAGUAA
Molecule: messenger RNA, 3309 nt
Organism: Durusdinium trenchii
Lineage: Eukaryota; Dinophyceae; Suessiales; Symbiodiniaceae
Source: the annotation of a GenBank genome assembly